GGGAGGAGGAAGGGAAGGGGGUUCGCAUUCCCACAUUGGCUGUGCAACUAACUCUAGGGCGCUUUGCGGGACUCCAUAGCCGAACAUGGGGUUCAGUUUUGUCACCGUUUGCGUAAAGUGACUCCGAAGAAAAAAGCAAUGGAAAAGCGCUUCUGAAACAGGAUAAAGUGUCGCUUUCUGUGUAGAAUUCAGUCAUCUCCAUCCGAGUGCGUCUGCCAGAAAGUAGAGAGAAAGAGAGAGAAGGGAGGCUUUACUGGAAACUCAGACUUUCACAGUCCUUGGACACUGAGCUCUUCCAAGGACUCUGGGAAUCAAGUCAAAAAAGUUUCAUGCUGAAUAUUCCUGCAUUAAACUGAGGUCCAGGGUGUAAGGGGAGCAGUAGGUCUCGGAGCUCCAAUGCCAGUGGACAUGCAGCCACACCAGGGGCUGUAUCACUAUGAGACCUCACCCAGCCAGCCCUCCAGAGGCCUAGUCCCAUCAGACCAGUCUCCAUACAGUGAUGUGUCCUCGCUGCGUGGCCCGCUCCUCAACGGCCCUCCCCAGGACUGCCGCGCUAUGUAUAAUCCCAUGACUCCCAGUAUGACUCAUGGAUCAGGACCAGGACAGGGGAUUGCCCACUGCAUGGAUCAAUAUAUGAGGCCCCCUCAGGCCCCACCGCCACACAGUAUGAUGGGCCACAGGGGCAUGCCGCCCACAGAGGGUGGUAAUAGCACCCCCUACUGUAACCAGAACAACAUGAUGUCCUCUCAUCACAACUUCUGCCAGAUUCAGCCUGGCUCUGAUCAGAUUUGCUCAGGCGAUGGCUCGAGGUUCUCCACACCUCGUUCCAUGCUGAAGCUGAGUAAAAAAAGAGCUUUGUCCAUCUCUCCUUUGUCUGAUGCCAGUGUAGACCUGCAGACUGUGAUCCGGACAUCACCCAACUCCCUGGUGGCCUUUGUUAACUCUCGCUGCAACCCCAACGGGGCCAGUUCUUAUGGCCAUCUCUCUGUGAGCGCCAUGAGCCCAUCCCUCGGCUAUUCCAGCAAUAUAAACUGCCAAUCCAGGCAACAAGGUUCCAUGUAUGGAGGAGGCGGGGGGACACCUCUUGGUGGACACGCACCAGGUCCCUGCCAAGCUUCCCGCUUACCUCCCCACAAUCCUCGGCUCCACGCUCCGCCCAAGCAUGGUCAUCUGAAGACAGAGCCAGGGCUGGGAGGUGUGAUGGAUGGCAUGAAUGUGAAGAGCCUGGAGGAGAGGUCAGAGGGAGAUGUGGCCAGUCCUUCUUCCACUGGUACUCAGGACCCUCUCCUGGGUCUCCUGGAUGGCAGAGAUGACUUGGACAAGGAGGACGGGAAGCCUGAACAAGAGGCCAUCUAUGAAACCAACUGCCACUGGGAGAGCUGCAACAAGGAAUUUGACACACAAGACCAGCUGGUUCAUCACAUCAACAAUGAGCACAUCCAUGGCGAAAAGAAAGAGUUUGUGUGUCACUGGCAGGAGUGCUCUCGGGAACAGAGGCCUUUCAAAGCCCAAUACAUGCUGGUGGUUCAUAUGCGCAGGCACACAGGAGAGAAGCCACACAAAUGCACUUUCGAAGGCUGUAAUAAGGCCUACUCUCGCCUGGAGAAUUUGAAGACCCACCUGCGCUCUCACACUGGAGAGAAACCAUAUGUGUGUGAACAUGAAGGCUGCAACAAGGCCUUCUCCAAUGCUUCAGACCGGGCCAAGCACCAGAACCGAACUCACUCCAAUGAGAAACCUUAUGUAUGUAAGAUCCCCGGCUGCACUAAGCGAUACACAGAUCCAAGCUCUUUGCGUAAACAUGUGAAGACGGUGCACGGCCCUGAAGCCCACAUCACCAAGAAGCAUCGUGGAGACACAGGACCUCGACCCCCUGGUUCAGCUAUGACCCCUGGAGGUCAGAGUUCUGAACUGCUGCUAGAGAAAGAGGAGACACGCAGGGAGGACUGCAAACUUUUGGCUCCUGAGACUGCUCUGAAAUCCCAGCCAAGCCCUGGGGGUCAAUCAUCCUGCAGUAGUGAACGCUCUCCACUGGGGAGCGCCAACAACAAUGACAGUGGGGUGGAGAUGAACCUGAAUGCAGCAGGCAGUCUGGAGGAUCUCACGGCACUGGAGGAUGGAGUUGCAGGUGGAGGAGGAGGAGGGGAGCCAGGAAGUGUAGGAGGAACAAUGGGAAUGUCAGCACAGGCUUUGAAGAGGCUGGAGAACCUAAAGAUUGACAAGCUGAAGCAAAUCCGCAGGCCAACCCCUCCUGCCCGCUGUGCUAAUAACAAGCUACCUGCUCUUCCUGGUCCAGGGGAGAAUAUGGGAAUGUGUGGACCUUCUCCACUGCUCUCAAAUCGACGCGUUAUGGAGCUGUCCAAUCACGAGUUAGGAGGUGGCACAUCGAUUGGCUGCUCUUCUAAUGACAGGAGAGGAAGCGGCACCAGCAGUCUAAGCUCCGCUUAUACUGUCAGCCGUCGGUCCUCCAUGGUGUCUCCUUACCUGUCUAGCCGGCGCUCCAGUGAGGUCUCACAAAUGGGAGGAACAGGAGGGGGAGGGUGUCACCUCCUUGGCCCAGAGCAGAGCGGGGGAGACCCCCUCUCUCCUGAGACCAAUCGCAGAGGAGCUCCGUGUCCUGGAGGAGGAGGAUUGCCAGGUCUUCCUAAUUUAACACCCGCCCAGCAAUACAGCCUAAAGGCCAAAUAUGCUGCAGCAACUGGUGGACCGCCACCUACCCCUUUACCCAAUAUGGAGCAGACAGGUCCGCCAGGCAGAAGAGGAGGUGUUUUGAGUGAGUACCAGGGGCAGCCUCUGCCUCCUUUCCUUCAACAAGGUGGUCCACGUAGGCACAGUGCCAACACAGAGUAUGGCACUGGUGUUAUCUACCCUCACCAGGCUCCAGGUAACAACAGCAGGCGAGCAAGUGACCCGGUUCGAUCAGUAGCAGAUCCACAAGCUCAUCCCAAGCGCUUCAAUAGCCUUAAUAAUGUAGCCAUGAUGGGCCGAAGGAAUGCGCUGCAACACCGUGGCUCUGACACCAGUCUUGCCCGCCACAUGUACUCCCCUCGGCCACCUAGCAUUACAGAGAAUGUAAUGAUGGAGGCUAUGGGUAUGGAGCCCCACCUUGCCCCUGUUGAUGCCAGGGAUCGUUCCAUGAUGUUGCCUCCUGGAGAGAGAAGCUUCAUGGGAUACCAGCAACACCAUCAAACUCUUGGAGGAGUCAGAGGUGGAGUUCCUCUUUCAAACCAACUGUCCCCAAGCCAUGACUCUCUGAGCUGCCCAGACCAGGCUUACAUGCAGGCACACUACCAGAACCAGGGAAGGGAGGUCACUUCCAGGGCUGGUGGAAAUCCAAUAGGCCAAGCAAGGCCUAGUCACUCAGAGGGCAUGUCUAAUACACUUCUCCAACAGGCCGAGUAUAGUAUGAGCACCUGCCAGCUCAGUCCCUCAGGCCCCCAUUACCCUAGCAUAGGCCAGGGCGGUGAUGCUGGAGGCCCUUGGAGUGAUACCCACAGCCAUGCUCUUCAGAACCAGCGAGGAAUGCAGUAUUCAGAUCCUAGCCUGCAGCCUCAACAGACACAGGCCCAUUUCAGCAAUCAAACAGGCCUCUACAACAAUCCUGAUGGAACCCAAAAACUCAUCAUCAAGCCUGAGCAGCAGUUCCACCCUGGGAUGGGAAGUGGAGAUGCCUGUCAAAGUGCUAAGCUCCAACAGCAGCGGAUGCUCCUCCAGCAGACUCAGGGUUACCCACAACAGACAGGCCAGGUCAUGAUGAGGAACUCUAACAAUCCCAGCUGUGACUUUCAAGGGCCGAACCAGAACUCCUUCCCCAGUGGCGGGGGCUUGAGCUUGGGCUGUGCUGGCACUGUGCUUUCAGAUGGGCAGAGGUCAGAAACCCCCAUGAUGCAGGUGAAGGAGAUGAUGGUGAGGAACUAUGUACAGUCCCAGCAAGCACUCAUGUGGGAGCAGCAACAAGAACAGCAACAACAGCAGCAGCAGAGUGGAAUAAAACCUCCUCCUCUAUCGGAUAAUAUGGAUAUGAGUGCCCAGACAGCAAUGAUGCAGCAUAGUCCACAGCACCAAAACCAGAAUCUUUACUCCAGCCAGCCCUAUCCGUCCUACCCCAACCAGAACCUGGUCAUGAGCCCUCCGGCCCACAGCCAAGGGCCCAGCGCUGUGACACCUAAAGACCAGCAGCUGACUGGUCUCCAAGGCUCAUGUUAUGGCCAGGAGAUUGUGGUCCCUAGGCCUCCUCAGGGACGGAAACCUCUCAGCCGCCAGAACAGCCUGUCACAGGUAGGAGGAGGCUACCUGGGCAGCCCACCCCACCUAAGCCCUGUCCACUCCACUUCCAGCCCUAGGCGAGCGGUCCGACUUCCUCCAGUUCAGCAUCCACAGCACCCACAAAGUGAAAUGUUCUCUCCUUCCAAUAACAACAUGUACUACUCGGGUCAGAUAAACAUGGAUAUGGAAAAACACAUGGACCCCCAGACUGGACCUUGUCUCAACCAGCAGCACAGUAUGGGGUCCAACCUGGACCCAACGGGUGGCACAAAGUCUGCCCCCAUGGCUCCCUAUCCUGAAUCUGGCCCCAUCUCCAAUGCCUUAGAAAACCUGGACCUGGACAAUGCUCGCAUAGACUUCACCUCUAUCAUUGAUGAUGCUGAGUCUUCCUCGUUCAGCCCAGUCAACAAUCCCCUUCAGGGUCAGCCAGGGUCUUCCUCCCAGGCCUCAUCCCGCCUCACCACCCCCCAGACUUCUGUCAGCCUAGCUGCAGGCCCCGGCCUGUCCAACAUGGCUGUGGGCGACAUGACAUCUAUGCUUACCUCUCUGGCUGGGGAGAAUAAAUACCUGAACACACUGUCUUAGAAGAAGACUUUGGGACAUCUUUUUCCAGACUAACAAUCAAGUAGAGGCCUUGGCCAGUUCUUAAUGUUUUAAUUGAGAUCCCAGUAUCCAGAGGUGACCAGCCUAAGGUUUAAAACGUUCUGACGCUUGUAGUGAUUUCCCCUAGUACAUUGACAGAGAGCCUAGUUAGGGUAAGGUAGACAAACUUUUGAAUGGAUCAUUUCAUGUAAUGGAUCAUUAGUCUGGACUUUUUUAUACAUCCCCAUAAGCCUUUAUAUGUUAAUACAACCCAUUAACCCUUGUUUGAGCCAGGAUCCUGGCUAGGGGUCUGUUGCUACUGGAUACCCAUGUAACAGGAAUAAUGAUAUGUUGUAAUGAGACUAAGCCCAUCACAGGUCAAAAUUGUAAGAAUCCCCACCUAAAACCUUAAAACCAAAGGUGCCUGAUCAACCUCCCUCGCUGUAUUGUUCCUUCACUGCCUUGGUACUUGGUAUUUUUCUUUGCCUUACUUUAAGACACAGAGCUACAUGCCUGAUAUGAAACUGAUACUGAACUUUUUCCAAACAGGCAUUCCAGUCACAUAGUGCUGUGGCAACAGUAGAGCAGAGAAGGAUGCAUGUAAAUAAGUUUUAUAUACAUUUAUAUAUGUUGUGUACAUGACAAUGAGACAGAAGAUGAAUCAUCCCCUGUCUUGUGAUAGACUGCUUGGAUUCUGAAGGUCAAUGUUCAGACGGGAGUUUGUAAGUUGGUUGCUUGUAGAGCUGAGUGAAGACUAAAGAUGUGCUUGUAGUGAUUGAGAAAUAAUUUCUCGGUGCUACUAAAUAUUAAUCUGUGUUGAUACGCAUUUCUUCCUUGUCAUGAACAACACACUCUUUAUAAUGGCAUAUCAGUAUUCCCACACAUGCACAAAUGCAGUCACAGACACACACAUAGCCUACACUCAGGAGCUGUUGGUGUUCGAAUUACAUGUAUGUUGUAAUUGCCUUUCCAGACAGAGAGUUUGCACUCCACAUGUUUACUGUAAGUGUUCCUAAAGUAGCUGUGUACUUUUUUCAAUGGUGUUUAUAACUGCAAAACAGAAAGGACCUUGCCCUUUCUAUGGUACAUACAUGGGGGAUAAUGAGUAAAGCUCAAAUAUAAUAUGUGUGUAACAAUCCCCUCCACAUUACAGUGCGUCUGAUAUAUUCAAACAUAAUGCCUUCGCUGAACAUUAACCCAGCCUACGACUCCUACAUGACUCAGCUGAGGAUGACGGCUAUUUUGAAUGACGCCCGAGACAGCUGGUUUGUAUCUGCUAACAGAUCAGUAAUAGUUGCCUAUAUUUAAGAAACUGAGGUACAUUAAUAGUACAGUGCUACUGCACUUUGGCUCUAAUCCCAAAGAGGAGUUAUUUGGAAAUUCUGCAUUACUAAUUUAGGAUAGGGGAUCAAGAAGCAGGAAUUUUAUCAUUCGCUACCACUGUAGUAAAAUACAUAUUGUUAUGUGUACACUGAGGUACUUUUGUGCGACUAUUGAGUUGCAUCAUACUGAAGAAGGCUGCAGCUCUUGGUAGGAGAACUCAUUUUACACUGCUUUGCACUGACUACAGCACUGUGUGGAAAGGUCUCUGUCUCUUUUGACUAUUCACAUGAAAACCUAAUUUUGAUAGCGAUAAAGAAUCAUCACAGUAUUUUAUAGUCAUUCAAGAACAUAUCUGAGCACAGCUAGACUCAAUAAGGCCACAUUAAAGUACUGGUAAAGCAUUUUAUGUGACUUUUCAGAAUAAAAUAGUAACGUCACUUCAGUGUUUACUAAGCAUUAGCGGGAAUGAACAUUUCUUAAUUUUGGAAAAAGUGUACAACCUACCAAAGACAUCUUAAAAUGACUGAGAAAAAGAUGCACAAAUAGUCUAUUUUAACACAACACUAACACUAGCAAUAAGGGCAUGAACAUUGACUGAUAGUGCUGUUCUUUAGAAUGUAUGAGAUGUUUUGUAUAAAAUUAUCUUUUUAUAUUAAUGAACUUUAUGGACGUUGCCUUCUAUGUGUGUGUUUUUUUUAUAACUGUCAUCCUUCAUUCUGACUUUUUUGCUGGCAAAAGAAUAUCACCAUUAGCAACAGAAAGCUAUAAUAGUAGCAUUAACUAUAAUAGACAAAAGCCAAGUGUUAUAUUUUGUGUACAAUUUUCUACAUUUUUAUACAAAUGUGCUAUAUUUUACCAGUUUAUGAAUAAACAUGUUCAGUGGGAUGGAUGCAGAA
Molecule: messenger RNA, 7067 nt
Organism: Siniperca chuatsi (mandarin fish)
Lineage: Eukaryota; Metazoa; Chordata; Actinopteri; Centrarchiformes; Sinipercidae
Gene: gli1
Product: GLI family zinc finger 1
Exons: 13
Coding region: 397-4851 (1484 amino acids)
Biological process (GO): regulation of transcription by RNA polymerase II; smoothened signaling pathway
Cellular component (GO): nucleus
Molecular function (GO): RNA polymerase II cis-regulatory region sequence-specific DNA binding; DNA-binding transcription factor activity, RNA polymerase II-specific
Source: RefSeq, a predicted model, not a curated record